GAUCACCAAUCACUCCAAGUCUGAUAGUCAACACGUUUGUUGCAUCCAUGUUUAUUCUCUAAAUAUUUUUUCUAACUUUUGUUUUUUAAUUAAAAGCUUUGUGAUAUUUUGUGUUGAUACAUACUAUAAUGAAAUGCCAAGUCUUGGUCUAUUUGUGUCUUAUCUUUUUAGUCAAAGAAUGUACUUUAACGACGACAAAUUCCACGUUGAAGAAUUCUUACAUAGAAGAAUGGGUGGUUAAAAUAGAAGGAGGACCUCAAGUUGCUACUCUUUUGGCUCUUCAAUCUGGUUAUAAGAAUCUUGGACUGGUAUUAGGUUUUGAAAAUACCUACUUGUGGAUCAAAGAUCCUCGACAGAUAUCAAAAAGAGGACACUCAGGAUUCAACGAGACACGAUUAUCAAACUUUAAAAUCCUUUGGGCAGAUCAACAGAAAGCAUUCAAACGUCAUAAAAGAGAUUUUAUUACUUUGGAUUCAGAGAAGCCAUUAAUUCGUGAGAAAAGAAUAUUAACUUUUGAUAAUAACAAUUAUUUGAACGAUUUAGAAGAUCAUCAUAAAAAUCAGCAAAUGUUUAACGAUGAAUUAUGGAUGGACGAAUGGUAUUUGCAAGAUACGAGGAGUAAUAAAGACUUACCAAAGCUGGACCUGAAUGUUCUACCGCUUUACCAUCAGGGGAUAACAGGUUAUGGUGUCAAGGUAGCUGUUCUGGAUGAUGGUCUCGAGUAUACCCACGAGGACCUGAAAAACAAUUAUGAUCCUACUAUCAGUUAUGACGUCAAUGAACGAGAUAACGAUCCAAUACCACGUUAUGAAGUAACAGGAACAAAUGCACAUGGGACCCGAUGUGCUGGAGAAAUAGCAAUGGAGGCGAAUAAUCAUAAAUGUGGAGUUGGAGUAGCAUUUGAAGCUUCAAUUGGUGGAAUUAAAUUACUAGACGGAAUCGUAAAUGAUCGGGUGGAGGGUGAGGCACUGGGAUAUAAGCAAGAUCUUAUUGAUAUUUAUACUGCUUCCUGGGGUCCUGCUGACGAUGGAAAAAGUCUUGAGGCGCCUGGUAGACUCGCCACAGAAGCACUAGAGCGUGGCGUCUUGAAGGGUCGAAAUGGACGAGGAAAUAUAUACCUUUGGGCUUCAGGAAAUGGUGGGUCUAAAGAAGACAAUUGUGGCUGUGAUGGUUAUGUCAAUAGCAUCUACACUAUUUCAGUUGGUUCUGCUAGUCAGACAGGAAAAUUUCCUUGGUAUGGUGAAAGAUGUCCUGCAACUUUAGCGACCACCUACAGUAGUGGAGCUUAUUAUGACCAAAUGAUUGCAACGACUGAUUUAAAAAAUGAAUGCACGACUCGUCACACUGGAACGUCAGCUUCAGCUCCACUCGCAGCAGGAAUAUUAGCCCUGGCAUUGCAAGUGAACAAAGAACUCACUUGGAGAGAUGCUCAGCACCUGGUUGUAAAAACUUCAGAAUACAAUCCUCUAAAACAUAAUCCUGGUUGGAAAAAAAAUUCUGCUGGAUUUUGGUUCAACCCACGAUUUGGAUUCGGUUUGAUGAAUGCUCAUGCACUAGUGUACGCAGCAGCUAACUGGACAAAUGUUCCAGAAAAGAGAAAAUGUUUUGUGCAGCCUUUACAUUAUCAUUCGCAGGCUUUAGUGUAUGGUAGCCCAACAGCUUUAGCAUUCAACGUAAACGAAUGCUCGGAUAAAGAUACAAAAGUCAGUUUUCUGGAACACGUACAAGUUGAAACUACCAUCAAGUAUACAAUUCGUGGAGCACUUCGAAUGCAUCUAACCUCUGCGACUGGUACUAGAGUGGAAAUAUUAAAUCCUAGGAAAUUUGAUACAUCAGACGAAGGAUUUAUAAAAUGGAAAUUCAUGUCAGUUGCAACUUGGGGAGAAGAUCCGAGAGGUAUUUGGAAACUCGAAAUAGUUGACAAAAUUGGACCAAAAACUAAUAAAGGAACAAUAGAGAACAUCACCUUAAUUAUUCACGGAACAGAAGAUCCACCAUUUUAUCGACUGAAUAAAAAAAAUGAUAAGAUAAAUAAUAAUAUUAACAACAUUAAUAAAAAGAAGAAUAAACACUUUGAAAUAAUGAGAGAUGAAAUUGAAAAUGAUAGAGAAAAGGAAGAAAACAAAUGGAAUGAAGCAAACAACGAAAUAAAUGAUUUCACUGAAGAAGUUAUUAAACCUGUAAAUUUUAUUCAAGUUGAUUGGCUUCGAAGAUUUUUAUUUGGUUGGAUUAACUAGAUUUACUAAAUCUACAAUUUCACUCCUCUCAUUUACCCUCGGGAUGAAAUUUUCAAUGAUUCUGACUAUUUGUGUCAAGUGGAAACAGUCCAACUACCUAGCCUCAAUCAAGUAUGACAGAAUGAAGGUUUCAUGAUGAGAAUUAUUAAUAUCCAAGGAAAACAUCAUUGUUCAUGAUUUUUAAUUUAUUCAUUCUACCUACAAAGCUUUUAUUUAUAUU
This is a messenger RNA of Chelonus insularis, 2457 nucleotides long. Its product is annotated as neuroendocrine convertase 1-like. Gene Ontology annotation, molecular function: serine-type endopeptidase activity. The record is from RefSeq and is a predicted model, not a curated record. Bases 129 to 2237 code for a protein of 702 amino acids. NCBI's taxonomy places the organism in Eukaryota, Metazoa, Arthropoda, Insecta, Hymenoptera, Braconidae. The transcript has 15 exons. Gene Ontology annotation, cellular component: neuron projection; membrane. Gene Ontology annotation, biological process: peptide hormone processing.